This is a messenger RNA of Zonotrichia albicollis (white-throated sparrow), 1147 nucleotides long. The record is from RefSeq and is a predicted model, not a curated record. NCBI's taxonomy places the organism in Eukaryota, Metazoa, Chordata, Aves, Passeriformes, Passerellidae.
ACGUGUACUACCAUUACCUUUAUUUUGGUGAUGAUCUCAUUCAUAAUUCCAUUUUAAAAUAAAAUAUUACUAGUCUGUUAAUAUAAUUAUUGCAUGCAAUGAAUGGCGCUAUUUGGAUUGUCACAGCUAGUCCUCUUUUCAUUUGUUGUUUUUUUCUUUUUUCCAAUUUAUUGUCUUUCUCCAGCAACAGGUGGAUUUUUAAAUAAUCCCCUGUGCAGUGAAAGGGAAGGACCAAAAACCUGUUUAUUGUUCUGUGAAAUUCUUGCUUGGUGUUUUCUUGCUUGCUUUGGGUGUGGGUUUGUGUCUUCCAAAGAAAACCAUAGUCCUUAACAAUAAGUUAACAUCAGGAACUUAAAAGGAAGCUGAGAAUUCUGACUCGUCCUAGUGGCAUCUCAGUGGAAAACCCCAAAGUUGAUGGACCUCUGUUGCAGAUUUUAUUUAUGAACAAUGUCAUUACUAAGCGGUAUCAUCAAGAAAUUGAAGAUUUUAUUUGUAGUUUAGUUCAAAAAUAUGAAGAGCAGAAGAAAAGUGAACAAGAAAAAUCACACUUGAAUGCUAAGCCACAGCCCUCCAGUGUUGUUCUGGAAGAGGACUGUAAAGGAACCAGCUCAAGUUCUGCUAAAAAAGUGAAAGAAGCUUUUAGUGUUGUAGGAAGUGUUCUGUAUUUUACCAAUUUUUGUCUCGAUAAACUGGGACAGCCUAUUUUAAAUGAGAAUCCACAGCUGACAGAAGGAUGGGAAAUACCUAAAUACCAGCAAGUUUUCAGCCAGAUUCUCUCCCUAGAUGGACAAGAAAUACAAGUAAAACCCAAAAGCAGGCCCAAACCUCAUUGUUUCAAUUGUGGUUCUGAAGACCAUCAAAUGAAGGAGUGCCCAAAGCCACGAAAUGCAGCUCGUAUAAACGAGAAGAGAAAGGAGUUUUUGGAAGCUUGUGGGGAUUCGAGCAAUCAGAAUUUUCAGCAGCGUUACCAUGCAGAAGAAGUAGAAGAGAGGUUUGGAAAAUUUAAGCCAGGAGUAAUUAGUGAGGUGCUGCAGGAUGCCCUGGGUGUGACCGACAGGAGCUUGCCCCCGUUCAUUUACCGCAUGCGGCAGCUGGGCUACCCCCCGGGCUGGCUCAAGGAGGCCGAGAUGGAGCACUCGGGGCUGGC